AUGAAUGGCGAAAGCCCUGGUGGAACUGGAGGGCGGAGUCUACGGUCAAUGCCAUUGGGUGAAACCGUUCUCAUGGCACAGUGCCAUUAUGACUCCGCCCACCUCGAAAUGACCCAGUCUUGUGUUGGCGGCGGCGGGACAUCUCCUUUCUUCGCACUCUUUGUCACUCUACCGGACUUUUGCACUAUCUCUCGUCAUCUCGGCGCUGUUACCGCUGCUGUCGCUGUUGUUGUUCUUGUUGUUGUUGUUGUCGAUGCUGGUGCUGCUGCUGUGAAAAUGGCCAUCCGCAUCACGGCAUCGCGACUGGUCAUUUACGAAUUUUCCCCAUCUGCCCGUUAA
This is a messenger RNA of Necator americanus (New World hookworm), 339 nucleotides long. RefSeq lists its product as uncharacterized. The transcript has 2 exons. The coding region runs from base 1 to 339 and encodes 112 amino acids. The record is from RefSeq and is a predicted model, not a curated record. NCBI's taxonomy places the organism in Eukaryota, Metazoa, Nematoda, Chromadorea, Rhabditida, Ancylostomatidae.